Messenger RNA from Puntigrus tetrazona (Sumatra barb), 1250 nucleotides. It is a transcript of the gene cfap77, whose product is annotated as cilia and flagella associated protein 77. Bases 326 to 1048 code for a protein of 240 amino acids. The record is from RefSeq and is a predicted model, not a curated record. The transcript has 7 exons. Lineage: Eukaryota; Metazoa; Chordata; Actinopteri; Cypriniformes; Cyprinidae.
GACAUAGGCAAUUUUAAAAGGUUGCCCAUAUAAAAUGUUUGACUUUUAAAAUACAGCACAUUUCACCAUAACUUCAAACGCUGAACGAAUACAUUUCAGGGGAGUCGCGCGCAACAGUGACUCGCGCUUGCGGAAGCGUCCCGUCUCCAUGGCAACGCGAGACAAGCAGAAACGACGUUCGGCACGGCCUGCGAAAACACUGAACAAUAUCGGUGCAUUUUAGUGCUUUUGAACCGCGGUUACCACAUCAAGAUUCACCAAGAUUUGUCUUGGACCCGGAAACCGUGCUUUUCAACCCGCCAUUCUCACCCUACAGGAGUCAGAAAUGGACAGUCCUCGUGUUGGUGUGGUGAGAGAGUCCAUGCUGCAUCGUCCUCUAUUAAUUAAGCCAGCUCUUGGAAAGACCAAGUCGAGGGGUUUGUCCUAUCCGGGACCUGACUUUGUUUUUGGGACAGCGACCACAGUUCGGGAUGGAGGAGUGCCAGAGGCUAUCUCCAGCUGGCACACUCACACUAUGUCUACCAGAAACAGGGAGACUGAGAGGGACUUUAUCGCCCUUAACAGAGAAGGAGUCAAGUCAGGCUUGGUUACUGCUAAAGAGCUGCACCAGUAUCGCGCCACCCACGACAUUCGGCGCCAGCCGUUGACCAGAGAGGGCUUUCGGAGGUCUGCCCCGGCUCGCAUCCCACCAGAUGCUUCAUUUGGGAUUAAUAACAGAGCAUCCACUCCAAUCUCAGAGCUCAUGGAGUAUAAGUAUGCUCAGAAAUGGCUGGAAGAGCAGCAGACCAAGGAUAAAAUCCUGCAGGCCCAUCGGCAUAAGAAGGCUCAGCUUGGACGUAUACAGGAUACACGAACAACCACGCUUCGCAAGAGUCGCCCCUUGCCUGAGGCCCCAUCCAUGUGGAAAAUGCCUUGUUUCCAGCAGGUGGGACCAGCUCUGGACACCUUUCGAGAUCCUGAAGCCCGGAAGAAAGCCAUGAGCGCCCACCGCUCAGAGUCUGCAAGCAGGAGAGGGAUUCUGGGUCAAGGCACUUACACGGUGGAUUAACAGAGCUAAAAUUACUACAUCUCUGUGCCUUUGCGAACCAGGCUUCUUCGAGUAUUAAUUUCUCAAUAAAAAAAAAUUGUGAUGUAAUUUGUUGUUCUGAUUUUUUUUGGUCUAUCUAUAUACACAUCUAUACCUAUGUAUCUGUAUCAUCAUUUGAAAUGAAAUGGAAUGAAAAGAGUGAAAAUAAAAAUCUAUAAUGUUA